Perca fluviatilis (European perch) is the source of this 1825-nucleotide messenger RNA. RefSeq names its product actin-like 6A (gene actl6a). The record is from RefSeq and is a predicted model, not a curated record. Lineage: Eukaryota; Metazoa; Chordata; Actinopteri; Perciformes; Percidae. The transcript has 11 exons. The coding region runs from base 146 to 1153 and encodes 335 amino acids. Gene Ontology annotation, cellular component: SWI/SNF complex; NuA4 histone acetyltransferase complex. Gene Ontology annotation, molecular function: chromatin binding. Gene Ontology annotation, biological process: nervous system development; regulation of transcription by RNA polymerase II.
UUGGACAGCCGCCUCGACGCAGUGUGGCGCCUGCUUGGAUUGAUCCAUGCUAACAAAUUCCCUUUGUUGUGAUUAACCGUUCAGCGGUUGUGAUUCUGCUGUAAUAACUUAUAUUAAGGAAGUUGCUGUUGCGAAAACCUAGAGGAUGAGUGGCGGAGUGUAUGGAGGCGAUGAGGUGGGAGCUUUGGUGUUCGACAUUGGCUCAUACACUGUAAGAGCUGGCUACGCAGGAGAAGACUGUCCCAAGGCGGACUUCCCCACGGUGAUAGGUGUGACCCUUGACCGAGAGGAUGGCAGCACACCCAUGGAGACGGAUGGUGACAAGCCGAGCAAGCAGAGUGGCACCACCUACUUCAUUGAUACCAACCAGCUGAGGGUACCCAGGGAGAGCAUGGAGGUCAUGUCUCCGCUCAAGAAUGGCAUGAGUAAGUGUUGCAUCGUCAAAUCGCCCCUGGCUGGAGACUUCAUGAGCAUGCAGUGUCGGGAGCUUUUUCAAGAGUUAAAUGUUGAAAUAAUCCCCCCUUACAUGAUUGCAUCAAAGGAUGGAGUGCGAGAGGGAUCACCGGCCAGCUGGAAGAAAAAGGAGAAACUACCUCAGGUCACCCGCUCAUGGCACAACUACAUGUGCAAUUGUGUGAUCCAGGACUUCCAAGCAUCUGUGCUGCAGGUGUCAGACUCGCCAUAUGAUGAACAGGUUGCCGCACAGAUGCCCACAGUGCACUAUGAGCUGCCUAACGGCUACAACUGUGACUUUGGGGCUGAAAGGCUGAAGAUCCCAGAGGGGCUGUUUGAUCCCUCUAAUGCCAAGGGACUGUCUGGAAACACCAUGUUGGGAGUUGGCCACGUGGUGACGACCAGCGUUGGAAUGUGUGACAUUGACAUCCGUCCGGGUCUGUAUGGCAGUGUGGUGGUGACUGGAGGAAACACACUCAUUCAGGGCUUCACAGACCGACUAAACCGAGAACUCUCCCAGAAAACCCCUCCGAGCAUGAGGCUGAAGCUGAUAGCCAACAACACUACAGUGGAGCGCCGGUUCAGUGCCUGGAUAGGAGGCUCCAUCCUGGCGUCACUCGGAACCUUCCAGCAGAUGUGGAUCUCCAAACAGGAGUACGAAGAAGGAGGAAAGCAGUGUGUAGACAGGAAGUGCCCUUGAUUUGACACCCAACCCCACCCUGUCCAUCACCCUCUUUGCCACAAGCUCAACAUCAUGAGACGCACCUCUGACCCUGGACUCAGGAACACCCACGGAUGAUUUUUUUUUUUAAUAAUUGAGUUUCUCUGGGAUUUGUGAAGAUAAGACAAACCUAUACAAAGUAAACUGUUACUAUGAUGAAAUGGGGUUUAAGUUCCUUUGUUUAUGUCAUUAGUCAGUCUGUUGCCUUAUCUUUAGAUUGUUGGGAGUUUUGUGGAAACCUUGCAUCUUCAAAAAAGUUUUUCUGGAAUCCACAAAAGCUUGAUCCUAUUGUAUUUUCUUGGUCCCCCCACUUUAGAAAUAGUCUGACAUGUCCUGAGGAUCAUAAAAUACCAGCGUGUUGGUCCUAAAUGAAGUUUUUGAGCACAAUGUGGAAAAACAAUUUGUUCUGCAAGGUUUCUGCAGAAUAUAACGUGCAUUUGGAGGAACAACCUCAGUAUGAAGGUGAAUAAUGUCUUCAGUUCAUAAGCCUUUUUGUGUAGUAAGCAAGGUAAUCAGAGGCAAAGGACAGUCAGUUCUCACCUCUGCUUUUUGGUGUCAAAUCAAAUAAAUCUGUAUUUAAUUUUCACUUUGCUUGUCAUUAGCUACAUAUGGUCUUUUAAAAAAAAAUAAAGUCUGUUUUUGUUAAAUGAA